CGUCGCCGUAGCAAAACCAUGUCUGACAUUCGCUCCGAGCGUGAGAUCAAGGAGGUCUUUGAUCUCUUUGACCGCAAGAACAACGGCCGUGUCGCGCCCGAGGAUCUUGGGACUUGCCUCCGGUGCCUUGGACAGAACCCGACGGUCAAGGAGCUUGACGACGUGAUGGCGACGCAGAACUCUGCGCUCGACUAUGCGGCGUUCAAGGCGGUGUACAUGCGGCCGCGCGAGCCGGAGCCGUCGUUUGAGCAGCUUGUGGAGGUGUUCCGCGUCUCGGACCCGCACCGGACAGGGACAAUCAACAAGAACGAGCUCCAGCGGAUGCUCAUGCACAUCGGCGACAAGUUCUCGCUCGAGGAGUUCAACAUGCUGAUGAAGAAGGCCGACGAGCAGGACGGCGAGGUCGACUACGAGUCGCUCAUCCGCAAGAUGCAGCGCUGAACGUGACCUGCGCGCCGUCGCCUUGCAACUAAACCUUACUGCUCUUCCC
Messenger RNA from Thecamonas trahens ATCC 50062, 490 nucleotides. RefSeq names its product myosin regulatory light chain cdc4. Bases 19 to 441 code for a protein of 140 amino acids. Gene Ontology annotation, molecular function: calcium ion binding. The transcript is spliced from 4 exons. The record is from RefSeq and is a predicted model, not a curated record. Gene Ontology annotation, cellular component: myosin II complex. Lineage: Eukaryota; Apusomonadida; Apusomonadidae.